Messenger RNA from Prunus mume (Japanese apricot), 4055 nucleotides. NCBI's taxonomy places the organism in Eukaryota, Viridiplantae, Streptophyta, Magnoliopsida, Rosales, Rosaceae. The record is from RefSeq and is a predicted model, not a curated record.
UGAACUAGUCAUAACUUUGAUAACUGCCUAACAAUAGGCACCAACCCUUACUGAAAAUAAAUAACUGUUAAAAUAAAUCUUCACACUAAACGAUGAGGACUCCUAAACGAAAGGUACGGAACUUUUUAUCCAAGUUUAGAAAAAGGAAAGUUUUUGUGGAAUUCAUGACAACACGGACUUGAGCUUUCUCGAGGAAACCAGUUGGAGGGAGGUUUGAGCGCCCUUUUACUCAGAGAUGCUGAAGAUGAUGAUACGGACUACAACUGCUGCUACUUCUUCUUCUUCCUAUUGCUGGAGCAGCAGAGGUAUGAAUUGUCUUCACUCUAACUCCACUUUUCUCGUUUUCGUCACCAAUUACUUUGCUUUCUUUCAUUCUCAACCUUCGAAACCGAUCAAAUCUACAAGAACCCAACUAGAGCAGCCAAAAAGAGACUUACCCAAAAUCACAAAUGUUGAGGAUGCCUUCAAUGUGUUCGAUAGAAUGCUUCAAAUGCGCCCUCUGCCCUCUGUUGUCCGUUUCAAUAUAAUCUUGGGUCAAGUUGCAAAAUUGAAACAUUACUCGGCCGUCAUCUCAUUGCAUAACCAAAUGGGUGUGUCGAGAAUUGGACCUGAUGUUUAUACCCUAACCAUUCUCAUAAAUUGUUAUUGUCAUCUAAACCAAAUGGGGUUUAGUUUAUCUGUAUUGGGAAAAUUCUUCAAACUUGGGAUGGUUGGGGAAGCAGAAGGCGUGGUCGGAAUGAUGAUUGAAAGAGAUAUUGAACCUAAUACCGUUACAUACACUUCACUUAUGGAUGGUUUCUGUUUGCGAGGAGAAAUGGGCAAGGCGAAAAAGAUUUUUGGACUAAUGCUUAGCAAGGGCUCGAUGGUUAAUGUUGUUAGUUACAACACAUUGAUAAAUGGAUAUUGUAAGCAUAAAAUGAUGGAUGAGGCCAUGACGCUUCUUCGGGAAAUGUCUCGUAAGGGACUAGUUCCAAAUACUGUUACUUAUAACACUCUUGUGGAUGGUUGUUGCAAAGUGGGGAAAUUAGGUGAUGCACAAAAGUUGUUCUCUGAGAUGCAAGCUUGUGGCCAACUUCCAAAUGUUCAAACUUAUGCUAUUCUACUGGAUGGCCUGUGUAAAAACCGAAAACUUUCUACCGCAAUCCAACUGUUUAAAGAGAUGGAAGGCAAGAAGUUGGAUGUAAAUAUUGUGAUUUACACUAUUCUUAUUGAAGGUUUGUGCAUAGCUGAAAAAAUUGAAUCUGCAAAGGAACUCUUUUGCAGUUUGUCAUCAAGAGGGCUUCAACCGGAUGUAAGGACAUAUAACAUAAUGAUUAAUGGACUCUGUAUUGGGGGCCGAACUAGUGAAGCAGAAAAGCUGCUUAUCGAAAUGGAAGAGAAAGGUUGUUCUCCAGAUGGUUGGACCUACAACGUAAUUAUUCGAGGGUUUAUCAAUAACAAUGAGACAGUAAGGGUGAGAGGACUUAUUCAACAAAUGGUGGAGAAGGGUUUCUCGGCAGAUGCAUGGACUACAGAAUUGAUAGUUGAACUAUUGGGUAAAGAUAAAGUAGAUCCUGCAUUGUUGCCAUUGAUGCAAAAAGAGAAUUAUGAACUGAAUUUGCCUCAGUUAAAGUUGAACAGAUCUUCUGACCAUCCCAAUACUUCAUUCCCAACCCUCUUUGCUCUCUUUCACUCACCGAUGCUGAAGAUGAUGACACGGACUACAACUGCUGCUACUUCUUCUUCUUCUUAUUGCUGGAGCAGCAGAGGUAUGAAUUGUCUUCACUCUAACUCCACUUUUCUCGUUUUCGUCACCAAUUACUUUGCUUUCUUUCAUUCUCAACCUUCGAAACCGAUCAAAUCUACAAGAACCCAACUAGAGCAGCCAAAAAGAGACUUACCCAAAAUCACAAAUGUUGAGGAUGCCUUCAAUGUGUUCGAUAGAAUGCUUCAAAUGCGCCCUCUGCCCUCUGUUGUCCGUUUCAAUAAAAUCUUGGGUCAAGUUGCAAAAUUGAAACAUUACUCUGCCGUCAUCUCAUUAUAUAACCAAAUGGGUGUGUCGAGAAUUGGACAUGAUGUUUAUACCCUAACCAUUCUCAUAAAUUGUUAUUGUCAUCUGAAUCAAAUGGGGUUUAGUUUAUCUGUAUUGGGAAAAUUCUUCAAACUUGGUCUUGAACCUGAUGUCUUUACCUUCACCACUCUAAUAAAUGGCUUUCUUCUCGAGAAUAAAGUGGCGGAGGCGGCAGGAAUUUUCAACAAAAUCAUUGCCGGAGUUAAUUGUCAGCCUGAUGUGGUUACUUAUGGCACACUAGUAAAGGGCUUUUGCAUGAAAGGUAACAAUAGGGCUGCUAUUCUGUUGCUUAGGAAGAUGGAGGAAGGAGCUUGCAAGCCUGACCUAGUUGUCUAUAACACAAUCAUCGACAGUCUUUGUAAGGAUACACUAGUUGAUGAUGCAUUGAACCUCUUCUCAGAAAUGAUUUGCAAGGGUAUUGCCCCAGAUGUCAUUACCUAUAACUCUUUGAUUCAUGGAGUUUGCAAAUUAGGCGAGUGGAAAGAAGCUGCAAGGUUGUUGAAUGAAAUGGUGAGUAAAAAUAUCUAUCCAAAUGUUCGCACGUUUAGUGUCUUGAUAGACACACUUUGUAAGGAGGGGAUGGUUGGGGAAGCAGAAGGCGUGGUCAAAAUGAUGAUUGAAAGAGAUAUUGAACCUAAUACUGUUACAUACACUUCACUUAUGGAUGGUUUCUGUUUGCGAGGAGAAAUGAGCAAGGCUAGAAAAGUUUUUAAACUAAUGCUUAGCAAGGGCUCGAUGGUUAAUGUUGUUAGUUACAACACAUUGAUAAAUGGAUAUUGUAAGCAUAAGAUGAUGGAUGAGGCCAUGAUGCUGCUUCGGGAAAUGUCUCGUAAGGGACUGGUUCCAGAUAUCGUUACUUAUAGCACACUUGUGGAUGGUUGUUGCAAAGUGGGGAAAUUAGGUGUUGCACAAAAGUUGUUCUCUGAGAUGCAAGCUUGUGGCCAACUUCCAGAUGUUCGAACUUAUGCUAUUCUACUGGAUGGCCUGUGUAAAAACCGACAACUUUCUACAGCAAUCCAACUGUUUAAAGAGAUGGAAGGCAAGAAGUUGGAUGUAAAUAUUGUGAUUUACACUAUUCUUAUUGAAGGUUUGUGCAUAGCUGAAAAAAUUGAAUCUGCAAAGGAACUCUAUUGGUUAUCAUCAAAAGGACUCCAACCAAAUGUGAGGACAUAUAACAUAAUGAUUAAUGGACUCUGUAUUCGGGGCCUAACAAGUGAAGCAGAAAAGCUGCUUACUGAAAUGGAAGAGAAAGGUUGUCCUCCAGAUGAUUGUACAUAUAACAUAAUUAUUCGAGGGUUCAUCAAUAACAAUGAGACAGUAAGGGUGACAGGACUUAUUCAACAAAUGGUGGAGAGGGGUUUCUCAGCAGAUGCCUGGACUACAGCAUUGAUAGUUGAUUUAUUAUCCAAAGGUAAAGUAGAUCUCGCAUUGUUGCCAUUGAAGAAAAGAGAAUUGUGAAGUUAACUGUCCUCUUUGAAAGUUGAAACAGAUCAUCUGAUUAUCAUGGCAAACAUUGAAAUUGCAAUUGGAAAGAAUAAUUGUCCAUAAAUUCCAGUUCGACUUAGCUCAACAGCCUGAAAUCUUGCAUAAGACUGUCGCAGUUGCAGUGACACAACAGGAGCAGCAAUUGAAAGAUCUGGAGGAGGAUAUGCAGUCCUUUGUAUCUACCAAGGCAGAUGUGCUCUAUACAACCUAAUUAUUUGGCAUGCUUUGGAAGGCUACUGAAGAACUUUGAAGAAGACUGGGAAAGCUUAAUAACAUGUAUGGUUCUAGUAUUAAGGCUCUGGAUGGCAUACUUGGGGACCUUAAAAGAAAUUCUCAGUUAACUUUUUGUCAUCUAAAUUCAUAAGUUUCUAGCGAUUCUUCUGCUCUGGUAGAUGGAAUCAUGGAAGUAUUAGUUUACUGCUUUUUCAGUCUUCACGUUUCUUCUUGCUGUCUCUGUAUUUGACUUUAUUUCAUUUGAUUUCAAAGGAAUCGCUUCAGAAGCUGAUGCAUUACUCUCAAA